CCGCCGCAGGUUCCCUCCAAUUAAGUCCAAUUAAAAGAUCAGAACUUUUUGGUUCGUGUGUGAUGAUAGAGCUUUAAACUUCGAUGUGUGACCGUUCGAAAAACAUGGAAAAGUUUGUGGACUUUUCUUUACCUGUAGAUCGAAAUUGAGGUUGAUUUGCGCUGUAUUUAUUAGUGGCAUUAAAUAUUGCUAGACGAAUUUCCGAUCGUGCGCAUCUAUGCAUUUAGCUUUCAUUUUUUUAUGCGUUUAAAGUUCUAAAUGCUCGGAAGCGUUUUAACGCUUGAGCGAAUGCGUUAACUGAUGGUUACGUAUCACUUCUAAGUGUUUCAAAGCAGAGAAAGGGCCUGCAACAAUUAGAUUCCAUACGGUUAUUAUUAAAGUGUUCAACUUUAAUUAUAACCGUAUGGAAUAGCUUCUAAGAAUUGCCUUCAUAAUAUCACUGAACUUCACGGAAGUCGAUCACCAAAUCAGGAUGGCGAGUCCAUCAAUGAGAGAGUUAGCGCAAUCCAUCACCGCGACGGGAGAAGCUAUUAAGCAAUUUCAGGAGCAGUUUCUGCCAUCAUUGCGCAAGCAGACUUCGGGAGACUCGAAGAAGGAUUCGAAUGGUGUUGGGACUGAGGCAGUACCAUCUGCCGCCAGACACGCUGAGCUCAUUCAAAGCAUCAUGGACAAUAUGGACCAAAUCAAACAGACGGCUGGAAUAGCUUCAACCAGACAGACACUCCCAGUUCGUCCGGAAUCGUUAGGCGAUUUGAGUCUUCGAGGGGCACCGGUUGUUCUCGCUCUUAGUGAGAUCCCCCAAGCCCGGUUAGUGGCGGCAACUCGGGCAAAGCUGGCGCAGGCCGACGGUCUGAUACACGAUGUCGAGCAAAUCGAAAAGCUUUUACAAUGAGCGGACGGAGUUUUAACGAAGUAACUGCUGCGCAUCGUCUUAACGUAUAACAAUCAUUGCCAUUAAUAUCAUAAAAGCAUGUUUUUGUGAGUCUACUAUACAGAAUCAAUUCAAAUAAUUAUUGUUGUUAAGACGAUCCAUUCUAAAGGUCGCAGAAAUGCGUAUAUGAAAAGCGCCUGAGAUGUUUGUUUUGAACAUUACAGACUGAUAUAUCCCCCAUUUAGUAUAGGCUAGAUAUGAUGCCGGAGAGGACAGCCAACUUAAUAAUGAUUGGUGUCAAGAAAUUUCAACUCUUGCAGGAAAACACAAAAAAAAACAACUUUCUUUAAUUCAAUCACAGUAUAGCCAUCGACCUAUUAUGUGCAUUUAUGAUAAUCUAGACGUAAUUAAUGUGGCUUCUUACGUAAAGCAAAUACAAUUUCAGAUAGCCGAACUCAGCUAGAAUUUGUCGCUGUAAAACUAAAAAGGUCCACCUGUCACAGCGCAAGCUCGUCCAGUUUACAAGGCUUCCUGGUCCACAGCGCAAUGCAUGAUGGCACUGUGGAGGUACUUGUUACAAACAAGCCUUGUUACCUUGACCUCCGUUGAAAUAGUCGGCUUUUAUAGAUCAAUUACAAGCCUAUUUUAAAGAUGUCAAAAGGUCUCCAAGACAAAGGUGACAGCUGGAAGCCCCGUUCUGUCAAGCAAUAUAGUUUGCGUCCAGUACCUAAAUGAUGCGACCAAUAACACACCACGUUAUCGCAAGAAAUAAAUGCUUCUACUUCACACAGUCAUAAUAGUUUUGGUCGAUUUAACCUCGGUACUUUUUAAUAUUAUUUCCAAAUUAUAGGAAGUAAUAUCGUUCGUAUAAAAUUAAAAAAAUAACAGUUCUCUCUUUUUUGUAUUUUUUUAAACAGGGAUGUUAAUUAUGACUAUUAUUUUAUGAAUAGAAUGAUCCAGCUAAGCUCUUAACUGUUGCUACAGUGAUGAUGUUUGGCUAAUUUUGUUCGUUUAUCAGCAUUUCGGUAAAACUUUCUCUUGUGAAUUGUUUCUGUCAUGUAAUAACUCGUAUCGAAGGUAGUUUCCGAUGAUUAAUAAUGUCAACUAUGCACUUAUCUACCGCAGUCUAGAGAGACAAUCCCAUAAGGGCAUCGAGGAGACCAUUACAGAUUCGACCAUAUGAAAAGUUCUUGAAAAGUUAUAAGUAGAAACUGGAGAAACGCUGUCGCAAUCCUGAAAAUAUUUACGAAAGAACGUUGGGACAGGAUGAAAACCUAAAUAGAAAUCAAGAAAAAAAUACAAAUGAAAAAUAAUCAGCAUCUUUACUAGUAUCUCGUCUAAGCUAUUAACCCAAGAAUCGCACAUACAUGUUGAGUCUUGCUAUAGAAUGCCUAUAUAAUCAAGUAUUAAUUUCUGUGUAACUGCUCUGCUGAGGGCAAUUAUAUGAACAAUUUCAUCUACGAAGGUCAAAUUAAUGCAAGACUUCAUCUGUUUUUUUUGCCAGAAAUCUGUCGAUAAGCCAUUUUUAUUGGGUCUAGUAUAUACAUUGAGGCUUGCUACUGGUUCUUUCAUUUGAGCAUUCUGUGGUUUGUCUUUUUUUUCUUUCUUUCCAUUUCUUCCGUUUUCUAUGUCGGCUUUGUCUAUUUCGCCUAUUUUCUAUUUACAUGAUUCGAGAAAAGGAGUUACAUUGUGACGAAGCCAGAUACCACGAUGCUUCCGCCUAUACCAACAAUGG
Varroa destructor (honeybee mite) is the source of this 2606-nucleotide messenger RNA. RefSeq lists its product as uncharacterized. The record is from RefSeq and is a predicted model, not a curated record. Lineage: Eukaryota; Metazoa; Arthropoda; Arachnida; Mesostigmata; Varroidae.